Molecule: messenger RNA, 2661 nt
Organism: Periconia digitata
Lineage: Eukaryota; Fungi; Ascomycota; Dothideomycetes; Pleosporales; Periconiaceae
Source: the annotation of a GenBank genome assembly
UCGCAACCACUCUCCCACGGAUUCUGUGAAUCUCACCUGCUGCCUGGAAUUACUCAUUGGUACUCGAGUACCCAUCCGGCCGCCUACGCUACUUGCGACCGCACCAUCCUUUGUCUGACCCGCGGGGCAACCCUUCUCCCACGAUACGUGUCCACCGCGAUAGUCUAUAUAACACACAUACAACCACCUCAUAGCGUCUUCUCACACCUCACAAUCAUGUUCAAUCGCGAUCGAGUUCCCGGUUUACCAGGCAGUUCGCCUCGCCCGCCGCAACGCAACGACGGUUACGGGCGCCCACCUCCGCAACAACAGCAACCCCCACCACAAAGAUCGCCAGGCUACCCAGAUCCCAGAAUGGGCGGCGCACCUCAGUACGGCCAGCAGAUGCCCUCGAGGGCUCCUCCGCCCGAUGUACGGGGCGGUGGGAGACCUCUACAACUUCGCCCCAUCAAGAGCCCGGGCGGCAACUCAUACGCCUUGAGCAACUUAGUGGCCGUGAAUCCGAGGGACUUCCCACCGUCUCGCGAUGGUUCAGAUAUCUACGUGCGCAUCAACGGAAGCUUCGUUCUCUCUGCCCGACCGAUGGAGCAGUGCCCACCAGGCGAAAUUGGUCUGACAGAUGUACAACGCACGUGGGCGGGAGUUGCUCUUGGGCCAAAUGAUAUGGUCACAGUGGAGAACUAUGAUGCUUUCAGCCAAGGCGACCAGGCCUACCUGGGAAAUGUCGAAAUCGAGGUCGGAUUUGCUACAAGGAAAACAACAGAGACACCAUACGACCAAGAAGAGCUUGGUGCGCUGCUAAAGAAGAACUUUGAAAACCAAAUUCUCGCUCCCGGACAACAACUUCUCAUGGAUUUUAAGAGCAUCGUUUUGAGACUAUCUGUCCGAACAGUUCAGCUGGUCCACCUUGCUAUGGAAAAGGAAACUGCGGCUGGAGCUCCUGUCACUGAUAUGAAUGCCCGCGGUAUUCUCACCCCCAACACACAAGCCGAUUUCUUCAAGGACGCACGAACCGACAUCAAGAUUAAGGCCUCCAGCAGACGCCCUGCUGCCAACUCCAUUGUCCAGCCAGGUUUCAAGUUCGAGGAUAUGGGCAUUGGUGGUCUGGAUAAGGAGUUCAGUGCCAUCUUCCGAAGAGCCUUCGCCUCUCGCAUCUUCCCGCCCGGCUUGGUGGAAAAGCUCGGUAUUCAGCACGUCAAGGGUAUCUUGUUGUAUGGUCCCCCCGGAACCGGAAAGACACUCAUCGCUCGUCAAAUCGGCAACAUGCUGAACGCUAGACCGCCCAAGGUGAUCAACGGACCCGAGGUUUUGAACAAAUACGUUGGACAAUCUGAAGAAAAUAUCCGCAAACUCUUCGCGGACGCGGAAAAGGAAUACAAGGAAAAGGGCGACGAGUCUGGCCUGCACAUCAUCAUCUUCGACGAGUUGGAUGCCGUGUGCAAGCAGAGAGGAUCUGGUUCGGGCGGCACUGGUGUUGGGGACAGUGUGGUCAAUCAGCUGCUUUCCAAGCUUGACGGCGUGGAUCAGUUGAAUAACAUCUUGCUCAUUGGUAUGACAAACAGGAAGGACAUGAUCGAUGAAGCGCUACUCCGUGCUGGACGUCUUGAGGUUCACAUGGAAAUCUCCCUCCCCGACGAGGCUGGCCGUGCCCAGAUUCUGAAGAUCCACACCACCAAAAUGCGGGCCGACAACGUUCUCGAUAGCGACGUCAAUGUCGACGAGAUCGCCAAGCUCACCAAGAACUUCUCAGGUGCCGAGAUCAACGGUCUAGUAAAGGCUGCGUCGUCGUUUGCUUUCAAUCGCCACAUCAAAGUCGGUACCAUGGCCUCGAUAGACCCCAGCGUUGAGCACAUGAAGGUCAAUCGCCUGGAUUUCCUGAGUGCGUUGGACGAGGUGCAGCCCUUGUUCGGUGCGGCUGAGGGAGAGUUGACGCAGCGUUUAUCGGGCGGUAUCCUCCACUUCUCGCCAUUCAUCAAUGACAUUCUUGAAGACGCCAGGUUAUACAUCAAACAGGUUGGGACCGGUUCCACGCCACUGCUCUCUGUUGCUCUGCACGGACCACCGGGUAGUGGUAAGACGGCGCUCGCGUCCAAAAUGGCCCUCGAUUCGGAAUUCCCAUUCAUCAAACUCGUUUCCCCAGAGGACAUGGUAGGGUUUAGCGAAAUGCAGAAGGUCCAGCAGCUCGAUAAGAUCUUCCGAGAUGCGUACAAGAGUCCUCUUAGCAUCGUUGUGAUUGACGAUAUCGAGACGUUGGUGGACUGGGUGCCCAUUGGCCCUCGUUUCAGCAACACUGUGCUUGUAGCUCUGAAGGUCUUGCUCGGCAAACGGCCGCCAAAGGACCGCCGAUUGCUGAUUUUUGUUACCACGACAAUGCGAUCGGUAUUGCAACAGCUAGAGCUCUUCAGCCGGUUUGACGCCGAGAUUGCAGUGCCCAACGUCAACUCGCAAGCAGAGCUCGCGCACAUUCUGCAACAUUCUGGCGGAUUCCCCGAGCAUGACAUGCGACGAGCGAUUGGCGAAAUACAGGAGAUUACAGGUAGCGCAGCGGUAGGUGUCGGGAUCAAGAGGAUCCUGACGGCGAUUGAAACCGCCAAAGAAGAUCAGGAUGUGCCGGGCCGCUUUGCUAGAAUCAUCUCUUCGGCCAUUGCUGCCAACAAGUAG